Messenger RNA from Cuscuta campestris, 3208 nucleotides. The record is from the annotation of a GenBank genome assembly. Lineage: Eukaryota; Viridiplantae; Streptophyta; Magnoliopsida; Solanales; Convolvulaceae.
AGAUCGGCGGCGAGGAAGGAUCUUCUCUGGCCUGAAAUUUGAUCGGUCGUCGGAAAUUUGUUCUGGCCGGUUGGGUUGGGGGCAGUCAUUUGGGCAGGAUAGAAAUGGGUGGGGAAGUGGGGUAGGGUGGAGGGUAUUUUGGGAAAGUCAAGGAAAUUUUUACAUUUUCUUAAUGUGUGUGCCCGGUCAAACCGGGAACUUUAAUAGUGGACGGAAGGAGUAUAAAAUUCUAAUUUGGCCCAAAUGCACGGAAGUUAACAUAGAAACGGGAGAAAAAAACUGCAAACGGAAGACAGAAGAUUGACGAAGCAGCGCCGCACCGCAGCAUCUGAGGUUUAUUGGCCCCGGGAACUCAAAAAAAAAAAACUCUUCCAUUCGCCCCCAGCCGUCGGCCGCCGGAAAAUCGUCUAGAACUAUUUCAAGCCUUCAAAUUCAAAGCAAUGUCUCGUAUUUGCGUGAAGAAUUUACCCAAGUAUGUAUCGGAGGACCGCAUACGAGAGUUCUUCUCCCAAAAGGGAGAAGUUACUGACGCCAAGCUCAUGCGCACCUCAGAUGGGAAGAGUAGACAGUUCGGGUUCGUUGGAUUUAGGACAGAGCAAGAAGCCAAUGAAGCAAUCAAGUACUUCAACAGGUCUUUCAUGGAUACUUCUCAAAUUACUUGCGAGAUUGCUUGGAAAAUUGGUGAUCUAAAUGCCCCACGCCCAUGGAGUAGACACUCAUUGAAAAGGAAAGAGAUGCCAUGUGAAGUAGACAAGGAAAUACCAUCCUCAAAAAAUAAAAAGAAUAAAGGGUUAGAAGGGGACAAUAAGUUGUGCAUUGAGGAAAGUGAAAAUGAUGACCCUAAAUUUCAAGAGUUUGUCGAGGUUAUGCAACCUCGAAGUAAAUCUAAGAUGUGGGCAAAUGACUCAACUGUAGCUCCCUCUCUCACGGAAAAUAAAAAGCCAAUUGAGAAGAAAUGUCAAAUGCAGAAGGAAACUGCUGCCAAGACGAAUAGUGACAAUGAUGAUAAAUAUAAAGAGCCAUUUAAUGAUUACAAUGCUGAAAAACCAAAGAGUUUUGUCUAUGAUGAUGUUGUGUCAGAUAUGGAUUAUUUCAAAAGAAGAGUAAAGGAGGACUGGUCAGGUUCAGAAAAUAGUGAUGAAGAUGAAAAUGAAGAUGAAGAUAAAGAUGAUGAUGGUGAUGAAGACUGCAAUGAGGAAGAAGAAACUUCAUUUAGAAAGAGCAGUGAUGGUAUAGAUGCCCAUGAGUUUGAUGAUAACAAAAAGGAGGGCACUGAUAGACAGUCUGUAGAGUCUAGCGGUGAAAUGCUUGAAUCAGGUGAUCCUUCACUUAACAAAGAUGAAGAAGCUAUUCUUGAGAGUGGACGCCUGUUUAUCCGCAACUUGCCUUAUUCUACUACGGAAGAUGAACUGGGAGAGCAUUUCAGCAAAUAUGGUAGUGUCUCAGAAGUUCAUAUCGUUGUAGAUAAAGAAGCGAGGCAAUCAAAGGGGUUUGCAUAUAUUCUUUACUCUCUCCCAGAAGAUGCAGCUAGGGCAUUAGAAGAGCUGGACGGUUCAAUAUUUCAAGGAAGAUUAUUGCAUGUUAUGCCAGCGAAGCAAAAAAUUUCUUCUAAGAACCAAGAGGUCAAUGGGUCUGGUAAACAAUCGUCACAAACACUCAAAGAUCAAAGACUGGAAGAUAGGAAGGCAUCUGAAGCGAGUGGAAAUACACAAGCAUGGAACACUCUAUUCAUGCGCCAAGAUACAGUUGUGGAAAAUAUUGCAAGGAGACUAGGUGUUAGUAAAUCUGAUCUUCUAGAUAAAGAAGCUUCCGAUCUUGCCGUACGUAUAGCCUUAGGAGAAACAAAAGUUAUUGCUGAUACAAAACAAAGUUUAGUGAAAGCUGGAAUAAAUGUUUCUUCUCUGGAAGAAUUUGCUGCUGGGAAAUCUGACAAUAUCAAAAGAAGCAAUCAUGUUAUACUAGUAAAGAACUUGCCUUACAGCUCAUCUGAAAGUGAACUUGCAAGUAUGUUUGGGAAAUUUGGAGGCAUAGAUAAAGUUGUUCUUCCUCCAACUAAGACUUUGGCUUUGGUGGUCUUCCUUGAACCAGCUGAGGCACGCACAGCUUUCCGGGGGUUAGCAUACAAACGCUUCAAGGAUGCUCCUUUGUAUUUGGAAUGGGCUCCUGGCAAUAUUCUUGAUCAAACAGGUGAUUCAGAUAAUACUAUGAUUGUUGGCGAUGGCGGCGAAGAUGUCAAAAAAGUUUUACUAGAGCACCAAUUAGAAAGUACAACUGAUGCUGAUGUUGAUCCUGACAGAGUGGAGUCAAGGUCACUCUAUGUGAAGAACUUGAACUUCAAAACAUCUGAUGAGAGCUUAAAACAGCAUUUCAAUGGAAGCAUGAAAGACGGAAAAAUAAUAAGUGCCAGGGUGAAAAAGCAUACAAAGAAUGGGAAGAUUGUUUCAAUGGGUUUUGGAUUUAUUGAGUUUGAUUCUGUGGAUACUGCAAUAAAUGUGUGCAGGGAUUUACAGGGCACUAUUUUAGACGGACAUGCCCUGAUUUUGCAACUCUGUCAUGCUAAGGACAGACAAGGACAAGCAUUAAGCAAAGUUGAGAAGGACAAGAGCUCAACCAAAUUGCUUGUGAGAAAUGUUGCAUUUGAGGCAACAGAGAAAGAACUAAGGCAGUUGUUCAAUCCAUUCGGCCAGAUAAAGAGCUUAAGGUUACCAAUGAGGUCUGGAAGCCAUAGAGGAUUUGCAUUUGUAGAAUUUGUUACGAAGCAAGAAGCCCAAAACGCCUUUGAAUCCCUUUCUAGUACUCACUUUUAUGGGCGCCAUCUGGUUAUGGAAAGAGCCAAAGAAGGCGAGAGCUUAGAGGAACUGCGAGCCCGCACAGCUGCCCAAUUCGCUGCGAGUGAGCACAAUGGCUUCCAACCGUCAUCUAAAUUAUCAAAGAAAAAGAAAGGCAUGGCUUUAGACAGAGUUUGAAAUGAAUGAAUCUCACAUUAGUAAGUGUUUCAUUUAAUCUUUUAUGUCGUGUAUGAUCCUUAGCCCUCUUGUGUAACAUUAAGGCGAUGAAACUUAGGAUUAUGUUUGAAAUAAUUUUGAUUCAGAGGACAGAACCUUUUCCUCUUCAUUUUGUCUUGGUGAAGUCCAAUGAUAUUACCUGGUCUAUAUUCAUUCAUUUUAUAUCUUGGGGUUUAGACUGUUUACGUCUUCCAAGAUAUGGA